Messenger RNA from Phytophthora sojae, 1590 nucleotides. RefSeq lists its product as hypothetical. Lineage: Eukaryota; Oomycota; Peronosporomycetes; Peronosporales; Peronosporaceae. Gene Ontology annotation, biological process: maintenance of protein localization in endoplasmic reticulum. The record is from RefSeq and is a predicted model, not a curated record. The transcript has 3 exons. Bases 1 to 1590 code for a protein of 529 amino acids. Gene Ontology annotation, cellular component: endoplasmic reticulum membrane.
AUGGAGCUCCCCAGAGCGCCCCCGCCCCUAUCCGCACCGGAACCAUCAAGGAAGCCGUCUCAUCUCGAUGUUUCCGCAACUUUAUUCCACCGGAAGCGCGUGGUUCGCCGUAAAGCGCACAAGCCCGCGGGCGUCCCCAGCAGCUCCCCAGCCGCGACGCAGAACGGCCGUCCCAAGCCCAAUCUCCACGUGCAGACGGACUUCUCGGCGACGUAUUCGCCGCCGUCUCCGUCGAGCUUCUCGCCCGUGGCGCCGCUGGCCAGGAGCUCUCCCUACCCUUUGACAGCCAGAGGAGCAGACACAGAGCCCAAGCUGGCUCCGGCAUCUUCGCCCAGGUCUGCGGGGGCUGGGACUUUACCGGACAAACCCCCGGCGCCGCAUGCGUUCCGCCUGUCGGACUUCUUCUACAAGGAGAUCUUCGGUGUGCAUGACAUCAAACCCACGGAUGGAAUGCACCAGGAGCGCGUGCAGAACUUCUUCGUCGUGCCCGUGAACACGGAGCAGUUGUUCUUCUUUGGCGUGCUGCUGGCGCUCGACAGCUUCCUGUACGUGUUCACGUACCUUCCGCUGCGGAUUCUGUUCGCGUGCGGGUGCGCCGUGACGUCGAGUUUCCAUACCAGAGUACUCCGGAGGACGCACUUCUACGACUUGAUGGUGGCGGUCAUUGUGGCUGUGGGGACGAGUGUAUUGCUCAACGUGGAUAUGUCUCGAGUCUACCACGCGAUCCGCGGCCAGGCAAUGAUCAAGCUCUACGUGCUCUUCACCAUGAUUGAGAUCUUCGACAGACUCUUCUCAUCGCUGGGACAGGAUAUCCUCGACUCGCUCUACUACACGGCCAAGUAUCACCCCCGCCGUGUCACGCGCAUGUUCCUGGACUUCACCGUCGCGAUCGUUUACGUGGUGCUCCACUCGCUGCUGCUGUUCGCACAAGUCGUGACUCUCAAUGUGGCAGUCAACUCGAGCAACACGUCGCUGCUCACACUACUGAUUUCGAAUAACUUUGCCGAGCUCAAGAGCUCUGUGUUCAAGAAAUUUGAGGAGCAGAACCUCUUCCAGAUCAGCUGCAGCGAUAUCGUCGAGCGCUUCAAGCUGAUCACGAUCAUCAGUCUCAUCCUGCUGCAAUCGUCGACUGGGGAUGUUGCCUGGGGAACGGCCAUGGUUUGGGUUGCCGAGAUGCUGAUCGACUGGCUCAAGCACGCCUUCAUCACCAAGUUCAACCAGCUUCCGCCGACGAUGUACUCCAAGUUCAUCACGAUCCUGUGUCGGGACUUGACGGGGUGGAAGAGCGAGGAUACGAUUCUGGAUCACACGCACCACGUUUCGAAGCGGUUGGGUCUGAUGUCGCUGCCUUUGGCUUGUGUCGUGUUGCGCAUGGUGUCGAAGGCACUCGCGGACGUGCCAAUCGAAUUCACGUCGCCUAGCGGAGUUCUGGUGACCAUCGCGUUCUUCAUGUGCCUUGCAGCGUUUAAGGCGCUGCUGAGCCUCGCGCUGAUGAUUUAUGCGUGCAAAUCUGGCCGUCUCGACGACACCCGCCCCAAGAGCCCACGGUCGGUGCGCCACCUCGAGUCCAUCCAACGCUACAAGUUCUAG